Messenger RNA from Adineta steineri, 1002 nucleotides. The record is from the annotation of a GenBank genome assembly. Lineage: Eukaryota; Metazoa; Rotifera; Eurotatoria; Adinetida; Adinetidae.
AUGAAAGUCAUCAUUGCUCUCUGUGUCCUCUUCGUAGGUGCUUAUUGUGCACCUAUGCUCGAUGAACAACUCGGUAAUCAAUGGACAUUAUUCAAACGUGUCCAUGAAAAACAAUACAAUUCAAUUGAAGAAGAAACAGCUCGCCGUAAUAUCUGGGAAGCUAAUCUUGCUAAAAUCCAAAAACACAACGUUGAAGCUGACUUAGGUAUUCAUACAUACACCCUAGGAAUGAAUCGAUUUGGUGAUAUGACCAAAGAAGAAUUCCGUAAACAAAUGAACGGUUUCAAAGUCUCAGCUAAAGAUGAAUCAUUCGAUCGUCAUACAUUCUUAGCUCCAUCAAACGUUGCUAUUCCAGAUGCUGUUGAUUGGCGUACAAAAGGUUACGUAACACCAAUCAAAGAUCAAGGACAAUGUGGAUCAUGCUGGGCUUUCUCAGCGACUGGUUCACUCGAAGGUCAACACUUCGCUAAAACACAACAACUCGUCUCACUCUCCGAACAAAACUUAGUUGAUUGCUCAGGCAAAUUUGGUAACAUGGGUUGUGACGGUGGUUUAAUGGAUUCAGCUUUUCAAUAUAUCAAAGCCAACAAUGGUAUUGAUACCGAAAAAAGCUACCCAUAUGAAGCUCAAGAUGGUAAAUGUCGAUUCAAAAAAGAAAAUGUUGGUGCCACUGAUACUGGUUUCGUUGACAUCAAAGCUCAAAAUGAAACUGAUCUUCAAAAUGCUAUUGCUACAAUUGGUCCAAUUUCAGUUGCUAUUGAUGCAUCACAAGAUUCAUUUCAAUUCUACAAAUCAGGUAUCUACAACGAACCAGAUUGUUCAUCAACCGAACUCGAUCAUGGUGUAUUAGCUGUUGGUUAUGAUAAAUCAGGAUCAGGAGAAUACUACAUCGUCAAAAACUCAUGGGGAACAUCAUGGGGUAACCAAGGAUACAUCUGGAUGAGUCGUAACAAGAAAAAUCAAUGUGGAAUUGCUACCAUGGCCAGCUAUCCACUUGUUUAA